Haliotis rufescens (red abalone) is the source of this 2434-nucleotide messenger RNA. RefSeq names its product A disintegrin and metalloproteinase with thrombospondin motifs 9-like. Bases 30 to 980 code for a protein of 316 amino acids. Gene Ontology annotation, molecular function: zinc ion binding; metalloendopeptidase activity. The transcript is spliced from 5 exons. NCBI's taxonomy places the organism in Eukaryota, Metazoa, Mollusca, Gastropoda, Lepetellida, Haliotidae. The record is from RefSeq and is a predicted model, not a curated record.
CAAAUGAUCCAUCAGAUCGGAAGAUACUGAUGAUGGCUCGCUGGGUCGACUUUUGUCUACACGUAGGCCUCUUUCUGAUACGAACGACCGUCAUCAGCGCCGAUUCUGGUUGUAGCUUAAGACGAACAAGCUAUGACAAACGGGGUUUUGUUGCUGACAUUGGUUCUGACUAUGCCGCGCUUCUGGAAUCACAGUCUGUAGUUAGCUUAUUUGAAUGUGUCAGGUAUGUGGAGAGAAGACGGACAUUUCAAUGGUUUAUCUACAACCCUGUGGACAAUCUGUGCAUAUCCAGCACGUGCUGGGCGAUGCCCAUACAAUUUGUGGGGGUGUCCAACAACAUCUUGUACAGAAAAGGAGAGCUUACUAUCCCACAAUCCUGCUCUGAUGUGAAGAAAACUGAUCCCACCGCUACUGAUGGCGAGUACUGGAUCUACCCUGACGCCCCAACCUUCCUGGGUUGCCCCACCAAGAUCUACUGUCAUGACAUGGCUUCUGGCUCCCCCAGGGAAUACGUCAGUCUGACUGUGACCAACACAGGGGAGUACCCAGGUGUACAAGAUCUGAUUUGUAAAGAUAUCGAGAAUACUAUAACUGGCCGUGUUACAAACUUCAGUAAAAUCAGAGUUGAUGUAAAGGUUAUGGAGGUGAACAAAACAGAUCACACCUUUGCCACAGGAACAGGAGCGUAUGGAGAAGCUGAAGAUUGUUACUCACAGGCAAACCGUGGAUGCGGCCCGAAGGGGAAUUUUCAAGUAGACACCAAUGGAACAGGCAUGCUUGUUGAUCCAGAGCAAACGUGGAAUGGAUUUGGAUACAAGCCGCACACGCCAUCAGUGAUGAGGUCAGCAGAUGGCGUCCAGAUUGACCUUCUCUGCGGUGGAGGGUGUGGCGGGUGUAGACCAGUUGGACCACUGAAACUCCAUAAAAACUUUCAGGAAGUUAUUCCUCAGGAAAACGCAGCUUCUGUAACCAAGGGCUAGUGCUGUGAACAUCGAACAAGCCACAACUAAUAUCAACGGGAGCACAUUUUAGCAAGAAAUCAGCGUUAUCACCACUAUCGCCAUGGGGCAAAAUAGGAUUCUAUAGUAUUAUUUUCUAGCUCAGUCUUGACAAGAAUCUCUUAUUAGCAUGUAACCGUUCGUGUACUUUCUCAAGAAUCAGGUCUCCAUUUAACAUGUAGCAAGUGACGUAACUAUGGGGAAAUAUGUUAUGGCAUCAAUUUGAGAACUCAGUCUUGAUACGUAUCGCUUAGGUAAGCUUGCAAAGUUUCAUUCAUGUAACUUCAGUAGUUUCUGAGAAAACGUGUCCCAUUCUGGACACUGUGCACUAAAUAGAACAACAUUGAUCAAGGAUCGCCAAAUAACAUAGGGAACCAAUUCUCGAACUCAGUCUUGACAAGUAUCUGUUAGAUAAGCAUGCACACUUUCAUUCAUGUAACAUCAGACAUUUCUGAGAAAACUUGUCCCCAUUUCAUGCAGUAUUUACUGAGGUGAAAAGCAGACAGCAAUGGACAUAACUCUGUAAAAAGUAAUUGAAGACUCCAAUUUUCGAACUCAUUUGAGAUCAUGACAAUAACAUCACUGGUGUGUAAAAUCUAAAUUCUCUAGAAUCUAAAACGUUUAGAAUUUUUCAGAAAAUGUGUCCCCAUUGAGAAGAGGAUUUAUGGCGGGGUAUAAUAAUUACACUAUAGUAUCUCUCUUCACUUUCUCUGUCGCAAGAUGAUAGUUCUCAAAUUAUCAUCCUUGUCGUUGGACAUAAUUUUUUGUUUGAUUGUGCGAUCCGUGAUUGCUUUACGAUUUAUUUAUUAACAUACUUCAUUUCCAUACAUGCACCAAAACUCAGAAGUUUGUGGAAAUAUUGUGUAGCACCGAGUUAUGACGUUCUAAAGGAACGAAACAGUGAAAGCGUUAGCACCUCUGUAAAUCUACGAGGGAGUAAAAGAAAACAAUUGUGUUUUGCGAGAUUUGUACCUAACUUACGAUUCAAAGAAUACUUUGAAACGAUUAAGUAUUAUUCUCCAUACGUAGCUGUACACUGAAAAGCAAGGGAAACAAACAAACUACGUGUCAGGCUUGAUAAAAAAGACCUGAAAAUAUUUAUGAUAAUUUUUGAGCAUUUGUGAUCAUGAAUAAGCAAAUAGAUAGCAAUGAUACAGAGCUAUGAAAUAAUACACUUGUAACUAUGACAAUAUAAAAAUGGACACAAAAUGACAUAAGGGCAUGGGGUCUAUGUCACUCUGCAUAGGCCUGAACACCAUGAUUGCACAGUCGUCAGAUCUGGAUAGGGAGGCCGCUAACAACAUGUCCUAGGGACCCGUGAAGAUCGGAGUUAGAACAGGUCUUCAGCAACCCAUGCUUGUCGUAAGAGACGAAUGUGCUUGUCGAAAGAGACGAAUAUGCUUGUCGUAAGAGGUGACUAAGUAACGACAUCGGGU